UCUAUCGAGUGUUUAGUCUGCUCGUCAGAUGACGAUCCUAAUCAAAAAUGUACAAAAGGUACUUUACCCGCUCAGGACUGUCCUCAGGAAGGAGAUGUAUGUUUUUCAAGAAUCAAUGGAAAUAUUUUAGAGAGAAACUGCCUCUCUACACUCCCUGCGGAAGAACAAGCCAUCUGCACUGCAACUGAAGAUCGUUCGUGCAUCACGUGCAGUGAACCUGGUUGUAAUACAGAUCACUUACAGCAGUGUUUCCAGUGCAAAAAGUCAAUCAAUAUAGAGUGCAUUGAUAUAGUCAUCAGUGGUACGCUGGAGUCUUCCUUUUGUCCACAGUUUCUACCCAAUGCUCGUUGCUUUGGGCGCAUUGUUGAGGAUGAGUUUGAGCGUGGAUGUAGCGCAGAAUCUGAGGAUGUUUGUGCGGGAAACAAUCGCUGCCUUGCCUGUGCUGAAGAUGGAUGUAAUGUAGAGUCGGAGACGCAUUUGAACAAUGUGGCUAAAUGUUUCCGAUGCACUUCCGUAGAAGGAAGUAAUGAAGCAUGUGAUGAAGGUGCCCUCGAAGCGGAGGAGUGUGAUCAGCUUCAGGAUGAUUGUUAUACGCGUGUUCAAGGUGGUACACUCGAACGAAACUGUUUAUCAACUCUUCUAGAAGUAGAGCAGCAAAAGUGUCGCGAUGAAGAUGAUACCACUUGUUACGCAUGUGAAGAGCAUGAAUGUAAUCAUUUUCCCAGGCUUAGAUGCUAUCGGUGCUCUAGCUUGGAAGAUCCUCGAUGUAACAACCAGGCAGAGAGUGAUCUUAGCUACGAAUUUUGCGACACUUACAAACCAGACGAUCACUGCUACGCUAGAAUAGUAGACGAUCAUGUUGUGCGAGGCUGCCGAGUUGAUUUACAAGACCAUGUGGGCGACGUGUGUGCGGGAAAUCCGUUCUGUUACGCUUGCUAUAGAAGUGGCUGUAACGGUUUGGAGGAGGAUACGCUGAAAAACAUGGCCCGGUGUCUCACUUGCAGCACAGACCGUGAUGGGGAAGAGUGUGGGAAAGCUGCAAUGGAGGCAGAACUGUGUGAACAAUUGGAUGACGUUUGCUUCACGAGAGUAACGGAUAACAAUCUUGAAAGAGGAUGUCUUACGACCUUGGAAGUAGACGAACAGAAUAAGUGUCGUGAUGCGUCCAAUGGAGCUUGUGUUACAUGCCAAACACCUGCCUGCAACACUCGAAACUGGCUCAAGUGUUUGUCCUGUAAAAAGUCAGAUAAUGUACAAUGCACAGAUCCAGCACCAUCUUCUAUAGAAGAACUUGCAUCAUACUGUACUAAAUUUGACGCACAAUCAGCAUGUUAUGCUAGAAUUACUGAGAAUGAUCUUGAAAGAGGUUGUUCUAUGGACGUUAUUAAUCCAGAAGAUGUUUGUAAGAGUACUCUGGCUUGUGAGAUUUGUGCAACGGAUAACUGCAACGCCCAACCAGAAGCAUCACUGUUGAGCAUUAGUUGCAUACAAUGUUCAUCGAAGGAUACAGACAACGAUUGUAACGAAGAUCUUCCUGGAGCCCUACAGUGUCCCGAAAAGAAUGAUCAAUGUUUUUCCCGUGUAAAUGAUGGCAUAUUGACUAGAAACUGUCUGUCAACACUGCAAGACAUUGAGCAGCAAAAGUGCACCAAUCCAUCAGAGCUCUCCUGUACAGUAUGCGAACAGCCGGGAUGUAAUGGAAAUCGCUGGACAAAGUGUCAUCAGUGUGAUAGCUCCACUUCCCAAACAUGUGCAAACGAGCAGAGCGCUAAUGAUGCAAAUUUUUGUAAGCUAUAUAAUCGGGAUGCAAAAUGCUAUACAAAGAUUGGCACAAAUCAGCAGCUCACCCGUGGAUGCCUUUCGGAUGUUGGUAUUGAGGAGGAACUUUGCGAUGGCGCCGAGGUUUGUGUUACAUGCCAGGGAGAUUCUUGUAAUAAGGUACCGGAAGCUUCGUUGGUUCCUAAUAAAUGCCAACAGUGCACAUCAGCCGACGAAGGAUGUGUUUCGGGUACGGUAGAGAGUACACCGUGUCAACAACAGCAAGAUCGGUGCUACACAACCAUCAAUGCUGAUAAGCAACUUGAACGUGGAUGUCUUUCGUCGUUAAGUGAGGAAAUGCAAAGAAUUUGCGAGAAUGAAACAGAUCCAUCAUGCAUCAUUUGUGCUGAUGCUGUUUGUCACCAGUUACAGUGGCCUCAAUGCUAUCGUUGCCAAAGCGCAGAUCAGGAGGACAACUGCAAUCAAACCCCUGGACCUGCCCUGCUGGGUUUCUGUCCAACCUACCAAGAAAACAUAUUCUGCUAUGCAGCGAUCGAGGAUGGAAUAUUGGCACGGGACUGUACAGAUACGCAUGAAACCAUCUGCGAGGAUCUAAAUCGCUGUGUGGUAUGUCAAGAUGAGGGAUGUAAUGAUAUUUCCCGCGAUGUGCUCGAUACCGUACAGACGUGUUUGCAGUGCCGUUCGGACGUCGAAGAUUGUGAUCAUCCGCAACAACCUCCCUUCGAGUGCAGGGAACGUAAUGAUCAGUGCUUCACAAUGGUAGAUAGAGAAUUCAAUCUCCAUCGUGGUUGUGUGUCCGAUCUAGACCUGAACGAUUGUUUGGAUGGCGAUCGUUGCAUGAUCUGUGUGGACAAAAACUGCAACGACGCUCCGUGGGCAAAGUGUUACCAGUGCAACAAUGCUACAAGUGAUGAGUGCUCGGGCAAACAAGUCAACAGCGAAGGAGUGAAGUAUUGUCAACAGUAUGAGGAGAAUGGAGGAUGUUAUGCCAAGCUUGAACAGAUGAUAUUUACACGAGGUUGUACCUCCGAGCUGGAAGACCUACCGUGUGAUGAUCCUCAGGCUUGCGUUCACUGCAUCGGGGAUGGAUGCAACCAUGACUCUUUGAAAGGCUACUUCAACCCUGCCGUUUGUUUGCAAUGUCACUCGGACAUGAACACGGGUUGUACAGAUGGAACUGCUCCAGCGGUAGCCUGCGCCAAUCCGGACGAUCGCUGCUUCUUCCGUCGAGCUUCAUCGAAAGCCAUUCACCGGGGUUGUUUAUCGGAGCUUGCCGCUACCGAUCAGUGGCAGUGUCAGAGUGAAACCAGCACAGCGUGUCAUACGUGUGAAGAGACGGGUUGCAACUCCGCAGAGUGGAGGCGUUGUUAUAAGUGCAGGAAUCUCGCCGACGGAGCAUGUAGUGCGAAGCAAACUGAGCAGAACAGUACAUUCCUGGAGUUCUGCAUGAAGCAGGAUGACAGUUGCUUCGAGGAUAACAACGAAGGAGAUAUCUAUAGAGGAUGUGGCAAACACUUCUGUGCUUACCAGAAAAUCUGCCUCGAGUGUACAACGGAUGCUUGCAAUGGACAUUCACAAACUGAGCUGGAACCUAGCCAAUGUUUGGUAUGCGAUUCGGAUAAUCCAUUCUGUGCGAAUGGUACAGCUCCUAGCUCAUAUUGCGAGUACCUGAAUGAGCCUUGUUACUCAAUGGUUCGCGAAAAUGGCAUUCUUGAGCGAGGAUGUUUUUCUAAUUUAACUGAUUCGUACAAAAGUAUGUGUAUGGAUAUUGGUAAUCGUUCCUGCAUAGCGUGUAGCGGCAAUUCGUGCAAUCACGAUUCCUGGCUACAGUGCGUACAGUGUCGAUCGCUGGUGGUCGAUCAUUACUGCUCCAGAGAGAUGAGUCCGCUAGAAUCACACUUUUGUCCGCGGUUUGAGCCAAACGAUCGAUGCUAUGCAAAAGACGUCCAUGGGUUAGUCCUCCGAGGGUGUCAGUCAGACUACGACUCUAUGGAUGAUCCAUGCAAAGGCUCUGAGGAAAAUGAUUGCUAUACCUGCAGCAUAGAUCAUUGCAAUCUAAAGUCUCUCAAUGGUGUUGAUAGAGUCCCAAAACAGGAUGUGUUGGUUUUUGUAGUUAUAACAAUUGCCCAACAUCUUUUAAUUCUUCUAGAUUAGCCAACGUGUAUGAUCGUUUAUUUCUAGCAUUUUAUUAUCAGUAGCUGGAUCUAGUCAACUUUAUACUCUUUUCAUGUGCUUUGAACACCC
Anopheles merus is the source of this 4023-nucleotide messenger RNA. Its product is annotated as proprotein convertase subtilisin/kexin type 5-like. NCBI's taxonomy places the organism in Eukaryota, Metazoa, Arthropoda, Insecta, Diptera, Culicidae. The record is from RefSeq and is a predicted model, not a curated record. The transcript is spliced from 11 exons. The annotation marks the transcript as partial.